AAAGGGUGGAAGAACGUGACAGUCAAUUUCCACAUAGCAGUUAACAAGAAGAAUGACUCUUCCUUACCCUUGAGCUUCCUUUGCUCUUCUCCUCUUUCCCUUUUUUUUUUUCUUUCUUGAUUCCAUAACUAAUCUGUUUUUAUACACAUACAUAUACAUAUACUGCAGUUACAUAGGGCUAAACACACAGUUUCAUCUCAUUAGGGCUAAUUGACUAGCUGAUUUUUCGAGCUGUGUUCAGUUUCUUUUGAGCUAAGGAACCCCCCUCUUCUUCAUUCCAUCGAUACAGACGACUGAUCAAGAUCAUCUCGAUUUAGAAGAUAUAGAGCUGGGUUUUGUUUCUUCUCCAAUGGAUAGAGAUAAGAAAACUCCGGUACCCAGGUCAUCGGGGGAGGGAAAGCUGUGGAUAAAGCUGAAGGUAAAUCCGGUCAAGUUCGAGCAAGAUGGGGCCCAAGCCAAUGCUGAGGAUCAUCGGAUUGGGCCCCAGAGAAACGACGAGCCUCGGGUAUGCAACGUGUGCAACAAAGGGUUCGGCUCCGGUAAAGCAUUGGGGGGUCACAUGAGAGUUCACGUCCAAGCCGACAAAGAGCUCAAAACCAAUUCUAGCAGUACUAAUAAUGGCCGCUCGAGCGGUGUUGGUGGUGGUAAAACCAUUUGCUCCAUUUGUGGGAAAGAUUUCCCGUCGAUGAAAUCGUUGUUCGGGCACAUGAGGUGCCACCCGGAGAGGGAAUGGAGGGGAAUUCAGCCGCCUCCACAGGCGAAAAACAGCCCGAUAUCGUCCUCGGUUUCCGAUCCCGAGUCUGAACAAUUCCAACAUAUGGCUGAUGAAGACUCGGUGACUGAUUUGACCGAGUCGUUACCGAGUUGGUGUGUGAAGGCCAAGCGAGGCCGAAAAGGGCUUGUAACGGAGGAGGAGAAUUUAUUUGAUGCUGUGGAAGAUUUGAUGAGGCUAGCUCGUGGUGAUUCAUUGGAGUCCGGAUUGACACAUAAGAACAGGGUUGAUGGGUAUGAUUUUAAGGCUGAAAAAAGCAAUUCUUUGAUCGAAAUUGAAUCGAAGAAGCGGAGGAUUCAGGAGAGGGAUUGUUGUCACCCUGUGAAGAAACUGAGGAUGGAUGAAAGAGGGCCCACUCAUGAGGUGAAAAAAAUGGAGAAAUUAGGCAAAGGAAAAGCUCCUGUGCUGGAAAAAGAAUACAUGGAAAAAUCAGUUGACGAAUCGGAUGGGGGAAAAUCAGGUGGCAGUGAUAGUACUAUUCCUUGUGAAGAGCAGCUGAUUGUGAGUUACAAAUACUGUGAGAGCACUAAUACUAAGAAGAAGAGGAAGAAGCUGAAGUUGAGGGAUGUGGAAUCUGUGAGAGAGAGCAAUCUGAUUCCGGUUGAUGAUCAGGUUAAUCGGACGGUGGAGAUAGUGGCGGCGGCGGCGCCACCAGAUAAGUACAAAUGCAGCACAUGUAGCAAGUGUUUCCCAACGCACCAAGCAUUGGGUGGGCAUAGGUCAAGCCACAACAAAGUCAGGAUUAUUAGUCAAAACAUGGAUGAGUCUUCAAUUGCAGCUGGUGAGGGUACUGGUGAGUUGGAAGCAAACCCAAUGAUCCGAGCCGAGGCGAAAAAGGAAGACGAAGGUGCCGGCAGCUCGAAGCCGGUACUGGUGGGAGAGAGCAAUCACCAAUGCAAGAUUUGUAACAAGAUUUUUUCUACAGGUCAGGCUCUAGGGGGUCACAAGAGGUGCCACUGGACCGGAUCAGCUGAUCAGGCUGGUGUGCCGAACCAAGCCGGUUCGCCUGGAGAGGCGAGCCAGACGGGUCAUAGAAAAAUUCUGGAGAUUGAUCUGAAUGAGCUCCCUGCUAUGGAGGAUGAAGAAGAUGGGUAUGACUAUUAUGCAUCUAAUUCUUCUCAUGCUUCAGUUGGUUAGUGAUCAAGUCAGCUGAGUUUCAAGUCAUUUUGCAGCUUCUAUUGCUAGGAGUUGAACUUUUGUUAUUAGUGAGAGGUGAGUACCUCAAAUUUUUGCUUGUUGGUAUCUCAGCUGAUUAAGUUAUGUUCUGCUCACUGAUGACAGUGGUGGAAACUAGGACUACUGUUUGGAUUACAAGUGACUU
Rhododendron vialii is the source of this 2093-nucleotide messenger RNA. RefSeq names its product zinc finger protein ZAT4-like. The transcript has a single exon. Bases 350 to 1909 code for a protein of 519 amino acids. Lineage: Eukaryota; Viridiplantae; Streptophyta; Magnoliopsida; Ericales; Ericaceae. The record is from RefSeq and is a predicted model, not a curated record. Gene Ontology annotation, molecular function: DNA-binding transcription factor activity.